AUGACGGCCACGCCUGUGCCCGACGGCACCAUUAUCCUCCCGCCGCCAGCCAUCAAGGCCAUCGUCGACAAGACGGCCGCCUUUGUCGCCAAGUCGGCCAACCCUGCGCUCCUCGAAGAGAAGUUCAAGCUGCGCGAGAAGAGCGACUCGCGGUUCGCCUUCGUCAACGCCGACGACCCGUACCACGCCUACUACGCCGACCGCCUCGCUGCGUUCAAGGCCGGCGAGCAGCCCGAGCAGAAGCCCGAGGAGAAGGAGGCAGAAGACGCGGCCAAGGCCGAGGACGAUGGCCGGCCACCUGAGCCGCCUGCGCUCGAGUUCCUCGUCGAGGACCCACCCAAGAUCAACGCCGUCGACCUCGACAUCUUGCGCCUGACUGCCCUGUUUACCGCUCGUUCGGGUCGCAAGUUCGCCUCGGACCUCGCCGCUCGCGAGUCGCGCAACUACCAGUUCGACUUCCUCCGGCCCUCGCACUCACUCUUCGGCUUCUUCAACCGCCUCGUCGAGCAGUACACCAAGAUCCUCGUGCCCUCCAAGGACUUUGUCGCCCGCCUCGAGCGUCGUGCCGGCGGCCCGCCCGACUCGACCGCCGACCGCGUCGUCAUCGGACGCCGCGAGGUGCUCAAGGACGCCCAGGCGCGCGUCGAGUGGGAGAAGUGGGAGUCGACGCGCCGCAAGGAGGCCGAGGACCAGGCCGAGGAGGAGCGCAUCGCGUUCGCCGAGAUCGACUGGCAGGACUUCCAGGUCGUGUCGACGAUCGAGUUCACCGAGAACGACGAGGCCGGCAUCGCCGAGCUGCCGCCGCCCAUGAGCCUCGCCGAGGUCGAGAACAUGAGCAUCGCCCAGAAGAAGAUGGCGGCCAUGAUUAUGGAGGGCAAGGACGUGCCCGGCGGCGCAGACGGCGACGACGGCGAGGCGCACGAGGAGGAGAUGGAGAUGGGCGACCAGUCGGACGACGAGGCCGAGGUGGCGCCGGCACCAGCCGCCGGCGUCGAGGUCGUCGAGCAGAAGCGCGAGGACGUCGUCGAGAUCACCCAGGCCGACUCGAGUGCGCCCGUCAAGAUCCGCAAGGACUACGUUCGCACCAAGAAGCCCAAGGCGGGGCAGGCGUACACGACGUUCGAGGGCCAGCAGGUGCCCGUCGACGAGUUGAGCAAGCACAUCCGCUACGAGCUCCUCGACCCGCGGUGGAAGGAGGACAAGAAGCAGGCCGACCUCAACCGCGCCGCGUCGGCUGUCAUGCCCGGCGGCACCGACGUCUCGGCGUCGAUCCGGGCCAUCGCGGCGCACCGCCCCGACAUCUUCGGCGGCGACAUCGGCGCGGCCGAGAAGCAGAAGCAGGCCGAGCGCGUCGCCCAGUCGAAGGCGCGCGAGAAGAACGUGUGGGACGGCCACGCCGCGUCCAAGGAGUCGAUCACGCUCCGGUACCAGCAGACGGCCAACUUCGACGAGCAGAUCGCCGCCAUCCACAAGAGCAAGGGCGUCCUGCCGACCGAGGAGAGCAACAUCGGCCCGACGCUCCCCGCUCAAGGGUCCGCGCCCGCACCGCCGCCGCCAGCAGCCGCCGCACAGCCCUCGGGCCCGACCGUCCUGAGCGGCGGCGCCACCAUCUCGGCCGGCCCGCAGCGCCAGCAGGAGGUGACGAUCGAGCGCACGACCGAGAACGACUUCCGCUCGGUCGGCGUCCCGCCCGGCUUCGCGUCCUCGCCCGCACCUGCACCUGCUCCCGCACCCGCCGACGACGUCGUCGAGGCGUCGACGGUCGACCCGAACGCGCCGCCGCUACCGGCAGGCCUGCCGCAGCGCCCGCAGGUGGCGACGCCGGGCGAGGCGCUCCCGGGUCCGGGCCCGGGCUCGCAGCGCGCCAACGAGGCCGCCGCUGCGCCAGCUCCCGCUGCGUCGACGUCGACGGCGGGCGUGACGCGUCCGGCGCCCGACGCCGAUGGCGACGACGAGCCGUCGGCCAAGCGGGCGCGCACGGGCGAGGCCGAGGGUCCGACGACGGUCGGCGAGGAGGAGUGGCUCGCGAGCCACCCGCACCCGGUCAAGAUCCAGGUGCAGCUCCCCGAGUACUCGGCCAAGCCGGCGUGGGGCUGCAAGGGCCAGAAGGUCGAGCUCGAGGUGCCGCUCACGCUCCUCGUCGGCACGGUCCGCGACCGCAUCGCUGCGACGGUCGGCGUCCCCGUCGGCAAGCAGCGGUACCUGUACGACGGCCGCAUCCUCGCCAACACGACGACGCUCGCGACGCUCAACCUCGACAACGGCGCCACCCUCCAGCUGCAGAUCAAGGACAAGAAGUAGUUGCUCUCGUGUUCCUCUCUGUCUGGCUGUAACGCUGUCCUUUUCGCGGUC
Rhodotorula graminis WP1 is the source of this 2352-nucleotide messenger RNA. RefSeq lists its product as uncharacterized. Gene Ontology annotation, biological process: mRNA cis splicing, via spliceosome; regulation of alternative mRNA splicing, via spliceosome. The transcript has 5 exons. The record is from RefSeq and is a predicted model, not a curated record. The coding region runs from base 1 to 2301 and encodes 766 amino acids. Lineage: Eukaryota; Fungi; Basidiomycota; Microbotryomycetes; Sporidiobolales; Sporidiobolaceae. Gene Ontology annotation, cellular component: U2-type prespliceosome; U2 snRNP; catalytic step 2 spliceosome. Gene Ontology annotation, molecular function: RNA binding; protein binding.